CACUAACGGCGUUUUCAGAUGCCGUCUAAAACUCUCUUUCUCUCUCUCUAAUCUCAAGGAGAAGAAUCACAAAUUCACAAUCUUUUCUCACUCUACUUUCUCUCUACAGCUCCACCACCAACCACCGCUCGCCGCCGCCUCCUGCCGGAUGCGCUCCGAACUAGCGGUGAGUUCGGGCUAGCAGAAUAUUCCAGUAGUAUUUGCUGUAUGCAUGUGAAGAAGCAUGGGUUCUGCAUGUUGUGUAGCUGCAAGAGAUAGAACCAUAUCAAAUGGAGCAACCAGUGAAAAUUUGCAUCGAAAUCUCAGGUAUUCUCCAUCAUGGAGUUUCCGAUGGGAUAAUAGGAGACGAGUAGCUGGGGAAGAGACAUCUAUGAAUUGGUCUUCUGAUGGAGCUAGUGUCAAUGACAGACUGGAAUUUAAGUCAGGGACAACUGCGGAAACAGGAUGUCCAUCUGUAGAUGGAAGCCCUUUGGAUAGUUUCAGGUCGUUUGCAUGGCAAAAGUCACCCACUUCUGAAAUAAAUAUGGGACGUUCGGUUCAACCUUCAUCAGAUAUAUUGGUGGGUAGGAAUUCUACAGAGGUAAGAGAGACACUAGAAACUCCUGCAGUAUCAUUUCCAUCUCCCAGAAAACUGUCCCAAUCAGCACAGUCGGUCUCUUCUCUUUCUAUGUCACCGUUGUCAUCGCACAGUCAAGUGCCUCUUGCUAAUUUUACUCCAUCAAGGAUGCCUCAUCACUCUCCUGGUUUGAGCAAUGAAUCUACACGAGGAUCAUUUGGCGGAUCAUCAGAUGCAUGGUCUAUUCCAUCCUUUCCUGAAUUCCUGGCAAGAGGGAGAUUGUCAUUUGAUAGUGAAAACUUUGGCUUCAAUCGUGAUAAAGGUAUUGUUCGAGCUCCAAACAGUUCCAAAGCAUCGAGAUCCUGCAGAAGAAGUUCUCAUUCUCACUCACUCGAUUUGCGAACCUGCGGCAUAUGUGCAAAUUUGCUAACUGAAACAUCUUCAUGGGGUACUCAGAAAUUUUUUAUAGCCUGUAACGAACUGGCUGUUGUUUCUGUUCUGACUUGUGGGCAUGUUUUCCAUGCCGAUUGCCUGGAGAAUAUGACAUCUGAAACCAACAAGUACGAUCCGGCUUGCCCUGUGUGUACUUUUGGGGAGAAGCAUGCGUCCAAGAUGUUUGAGAAAUCACUGAAAGCUGAGAUGGAUUUAAAAGGUAGAAGGAAAGGCAAGAAUAAAGUUGUUGACAGUCAUUUUAGCGGAAACCUUUCUGUAUCAGACCAUCAGAAAAGUAGUGGACGCGCGGGCAGGUACACCAAGUUGAGCUCCAGUUCUAGUUUGAGAAAUUAUUCAUCAGGGAAGGCGGCCUUCCUAAGGCGCCAUUUUUCGUUUGGAUCAAAGGACGACACCAGAGCCUUGACCGAGAGUGUUUCCACUCGUAAGAGAAUCCCUUUCUGGGCAAAAUCUAGCAGAGAGUAAGCUUCAUCUUGGAGAUUAUAGAUGCUUUGUGGACCAACCAUGCCUUCCUCUUCUGUGGCUAAGGGUAACCUUUUGAGCUCAGGGUCUCAACGCCACCCCGUUUUUAUUAAUUAAGCCCUCCCUAAGGGACAGUAGUAUUCCACUAGCAGGGACAUAGGCUAGCUUUUGAAGGUACACUGUAAAGCACAGAGGGGUGGUGGACUGGUGGUGGUAAUAUAUAAAGGGAAAUGCUCAAGUCACCCUAACUCUUACCCCAGCCUACUUACAGACAGUGAGUAACAAAUGCCUCCAUAUAUAAAAGAUUCAAAAAAAAAACCAGUUUGACUACAAGGAAAUUGAGAGUUGUCAUUUAUGUGUGUAUAUUCAACUCUGCAAUUGGAUUGUUUCAUGCUUUGAUGAAUUUGAUCUGAAGUGCUUUAAUUUAUUCUCAAGAUUACUUGUGCUUGUGUUUU
Molecule: messenger RNA, 1923 nt
Organism: Cuscuta campestris
Lineage: Eukaryota; Viridiplantae; Streptophyta; Magnoliopsida; Solanales; Convolvulaceae
Source: the annotation of a GenBank genome assembly